Mangifera indica (mango) is the source of this 1154-nucleotide messenger RNA. Its product is annotated as glutaredoxin-C6-like. The transcript has a single exon. The record is from RefSeq and is a predicted model, not a curated record. The coding region runs from base 200 to 649 and encodes 149 amino acids. NCBI's taxonomy places the organism in Eukaryota, Viridiplantae, Streptophyta, Magnoliopsida, Sapindales, Anacardiaceae.
UCCAGAAUUCCCCCAAAGCUUAUGAUCCCAAAGAAGCCAAUUUCAUAUGUUACACAGUUGUCUGUGAUGUAAGCAACCACGCCACCACCACCAGGCCCUUCUAUUCCUUUCUUCCUUAAAACUCCCCCACAACACAAUUCUUCUCUCCACUUCGCUUCCCCAUCACUCCGUUGACACCACGUCGCCGUUCUCGCCAGCGAUGCAAGGCCUCCGACGUUACCAAAACGACAUCGUUCAACUUGACCUAAAUCCAACUUCGUCUUCUCCUUCCUCUUCCUCCACCAUGACCGGCGCUCCCACUAACUUGUCAAUCGAUGGAGAAGAAUCCACUGAGACCAAAAUUCAACGCCUUAUUUCUGAACACCCGGUGAUCAUCUUCAGUCGAUCUUCCUGCUGCAUGUGCCACGUCAUGAGGAAACUACUCGCUACCAUCGGAGUUCACCCCACCGUCAUCGAACUCGAAGACCAUGAGAUCUCCGCUUUGCCUCCGACGGCCUCGAAUGACAGCCAUGACUCUCCUCGUAACCCUGCACCGCCUGCCGUUUUCAUUGGCGGCACCUACGUCGGUGGCCUUGACUCUCUCUUUGCUCUCCAUCUCAGCGGCCACCUCGUGCCUAAGCUCGUUGAAGUUGGCGCACUCUGGGUAUGAUAAAUAUUCCUGAUUUACAUAUAUUAUAAAUCUUAAAUUCAGGUUGUUAAUCUAUAAAAUUAAGUGGUUCUCAUAAAACUAGGAAAACAAGAAAAAAAAGUCUUUAAUGGUGAUCUUUGUUUCUGAGGUUAAGCUCCUCUAGGGUUGAUCUGUGGUACUGUAAUCAAUGAAGUGGGGCCCUAUAAGUGGGACCUAUGUGCAAUUAUUAAGCAAUCAGAGCCGUUGAAGUUGUUCUAGUUAAAGAAUGGUUAAUAAUGGGAUCUGGGUUUAGGGAGUAAAUUGAGAUGAUGAUGAUGAUGAUGACGAGGAGGAGGCACAGUGGGAGUUUCAGAUGCAAGUUCAGGUUCUGACAAAAAUUCUUCCAAUUAGUGAACUUGAAGUGAAUCUUCAUUGUGUUUGUUUCCUUUUUUUUUUUUUUUUUUUCAAAUAUUGUUCUUCCUUGGAAUUAAUUGUAUUUUUGUGUGAAAGUUUUUAUAUCUUCAGACAUAAUAUUUCAACUUCUCCA